Closterium sp. Yama58-4 is the source of this 1377-nucleotide messenger RNA. The record is from the annotation of a GenBank genome assembly. Lineage: Eukaryota; Viridiplantae; Streptophyta; Zygnematophyceae; Desmidiales; Closteriaceae.
AUGACACCCAGCUAUGCAGUCGCGGAAAAGCGGGCCGCGGAGGUGCAGCCAACUUUAGAGAUCGCGGAGACCGCGGAGGAGACCGCAGAGGAGCCCGCGGAGCAGCUGGCAAGGUCGCCGACCGUGGUGCAGCCGGACGCUGAGGGCAGUAACCGCGGGGGCUGCGAGACUGCGGGCGCCGACCGCGGGACCGCGGGACCGCGGGGGGCCGCGGAACUGCGGGACUGCGAGGAGUCCACCAACAGCGAUGUGGUGGAAGUCCAGACUUUGCCACGGCGGACAGGCCGACUUCGUCGGCCGCCUAAUAUUUUCGUCCCUGCUGCCUUCACCACGGUGUACGACGUUGAUGACGAUGACCUGGCGUACGACGACGCCGCGGAUGAUGAGGAGUUUCCCGAGCUCGACCCCGAUAUGCACGCCGACCCCGAGCACCGUUGGGACAUCGCGACGAUGACGGUGAAGGAGGCGCUGGCGAGCUGGAAGGGUCCGGCGGUGAAGGCCGCCAUGGAAGAAGAGAUCCGCAGCCUCAUCAACAUGGGCACGUGGGAGCUGGUCGAACGCCCACCCGGGGUCAACAUCAUGAAGAACCGAUGGUUGCUGACGACGAAGUACCGCAUCGACGACACCGUCGAGCGCGAGAAGGCGAGAUUGGUCGUGAAAGGCUUCACGCAGGUGUAUGGCGCUGACUACGACGAGACGUACGCGCCGGUGAGCAGCUACGUCACGCUGAGGAUUUUCCUCAGCAUCGUCGCCGUCCUCGACUUCAACCUGAUGCAGCUGGACAUGAAGAACGCCUUUUUGCAGAGCAAGCUCGACCGCGUGCUGUACAUGUACCAGCCGGACUACUUCAACGACGGGACCGGCCGGGUGUGCAAGCUGCUGAAGUGCCUCUACGGGCUGAAGCAGUCGCCGCUGCUGUGGUACAAGGCGCUCAACGACGUGUUGGUCGGCGCCGGGUGGAAGAAGAGCCAAGUCGACGAGGCUCUGUACUUUAACAUCGGCGACGACAAGUCGGAGUACGUGGCGGCCGUCGAAGCCGGCAAGGAGGGACGUCGCCUUCACUUCCUACUUGCGGAGUUCUCGCAGCUGGACGCCGGGAAGCCGACUGUCCUCCGGGUGGACAACAAGUCGGCCAUCACGGUCGCCGAGGGCAUGGGGUUGACGGGCAACCUCAAGCACAUGGAGCGGCGACAGGCCUGGCUGCAGCACAUGGUGAAGCGCGGGAAGUUUUCGCUGCAAUACAUCCCGACCACGGAGCAGCCAGCUGACUUUUUGACGAAGGCGCUGCACUAUUCGACCUUCAACCGGUGCUCCGUCGCAAUCGGCCAAGUGCGGCUGGCCGACGUGGGCGACGGCGACAACGACGUGCAGCAGUAG